Messenger RNA from Pelmatolapia mariae (spotted tilapia), 4196 nucleotides. It is a transcript of the gene tpcn2, whose product is annotated as two pore segment channel 2. The coding region runs from base 106 to 2406 and encodes 766 amino acids. Gene Ontology annotation, cellular component: lysosomal membrane. Gene Ontology annotation, molecular function: ligand-gated sodium channel activity; intracellularly phosphatidylinositol-3,5-bisphosphate-gated monatomic cation channel activity; voltage-gated channel activity. Lineage: Eukaryota; Metazoa; Chordata; Actinopteri; Cichliformes; Cichlidae. Gene Ontology annotation, biological process: endocytosis involved in viral entry into host cell; calcium-mediated signaling; transmembrane transport. The record is from RefSeq and is a predicted model, not a curated record. The transcript is spliced from 25 exons.
UCCUCCCGCACGCUGCGCUGCUUUCUGUUUGAGCGCCUUCUUGUUGUUGUUCUGGAGUUUGGACGGACUCCGACACUCUGAUCUGAGCCGUCACUCACCUGCCGGAUGGAGACGGACAGCCUGCUGUCCGGCAGCCUGGACGGAGCCUCCGGGGACUAUGGCUCCGGGACCGGCUCGGAGCGCGGAGGGGCCCCGGGCGGCAGGAGGAUGUCGUACUCGGUGUCCGGGGACUCGUGCAGUGUGGACAGGGAGCCAGGUGACGAGGAACUCUACAUCCAACAGGCUGUUGUGUUCAUCGAGGACGCCAUAAAGUACCGCUCCAUCAACCACCGAGUGGAUGCAGGCUCCCUCCGCCUGUAUCGAUGGUACUACUCUGGGAUAAUCCAGUGGGGUCUGGGUCUGACCAUUGCGGCGGUGCUGCUCCUGGCCUUCGUGGAGCGCCCGUCCUCCUUCUCCAUCUCCUCGGACCCCCGGCAUCGCUCUCCAGCCUGGCAGCCUCCCUGCGGCCUCACCGAGAGCAUCGAGAUGAUCUGCCUCAUCAUCCUCUCUGUAGACGUCGCUGUUAAGAGUUAUUUGAUUGGCUGGGAGGAGUUCAGGAAGAACAAAUGGUUGAUUGGCUACACUGUGGUCAUUUCGAUCUCUGUCAUGGACUGGGUGCUGUCCGUCAGCAUGGUGUGUGAUGAGAAACUGAGGGUGCGGCGGCUCCUGCGGCCGUUCUUCCUCCUGCAGAACUCCUCGCUCAUGAAGAAGACGCUGAAGUGCAUCAAGAGGACGCUGCCGGAGAUCGCCAGUGUCAUCCUGCUGCUGGCUCUCCACCUCUGCCUCUUCACUAUGAUCGGCAUGCUGCUGUUUGCUAAAACUGAGGACCCGAAGAAGAACGGCGAGUGGGAGUUACACUUCAGAAACCUGCCGAGCUCCCUGACGUCUCUGCUGGUGCUGCUCACCACAGCCAACAACCCUGAUGUGAUGAUCCCCGCCUACUCCCUAAACAGAAGCUACGCCAUCUUCUUCGUGGCCUUCAGCGUCAUUGGAACCUACUGUCUGAUGAACCUACUGACAGCCAUCAUCUACAACCAGUUCAGGGGAUAUUUGCUGAUGUCGGUCCAAACGUCAUUCCUCAGGAGACGACUCGGGAUCCGGGCAGCUUUCCAGGUCCUCACCUGUCAGGGAGCCCGACGGGCUGCUGGGGAGCGCAUUCGUGUCGACGCUGUGCUGGAGGUGAUGUCCAGGGUCAAGAUGAAGAGAUACUACAGAGCAGCCAUCACUACGGUAGCGCAGCAGUACGAAGACGUCGGCUUCAUGGAUCGAGAGCAGUUCACCAAGAUUUUUGAUGAACUUGAUAAAGACUGCAUCAAGGAGCACCCUCCUCUGCCUCAGUACAGCUCUCCCACCCUGCAGAAACUCCAGCUGAUCUUCAGUCACUACUAUCUCAUUUUGUUUGGAAACGCUGUGGCUCUGGCCAAUGUAGUGUGUAUAUGUACUGUCCUGGUGUUGAACUCUGAAAAGUCCACAGCAGAGAGAGACAACUUCGUCUUGGAGAUCAUCAACCUGUGCUUCAUCCUCUACUACCUGUUUGAAAUGUGUGCGAAGAUCUUUGCGUUCGGCUGGCAGGGCUACCUGUCCUACAGGAACAACAUCUUCGACGGCUUCCUCACCGUCCUGUUGUUGGCCCUGCAGAUCACCAUUUUUAUCACCUACAGGCUUCCGUAUUCUCAGUGGGAACCCUCCACUCACGGCGUGCUGUCGCUGUGGGAGAUGAUCCGUCUGGUCAACCUGCUGAUUGUUUUCCGCUUCCUGCGCAUCAUCCCGGACAUCAAGCUCAUGGCUCUGGUUGCCAGCACGCUGUUGGACCUGGUGAAGAACCUGCGAGCGUUCGCGGGGAUCCUGGUGGUGGUGUACUACGUGUUUGCUGUGUUUGGGAUCUGGCUCUUCGAGGGCGCCAUUAAACCUCCUCCUGAGUCGAGUGUGCCGACCAACACCUCCAUGGAGAACAUCACCUCCAACUUCAGCGUGGCGUGCGGCACCUACGAGCAGCUCGAGUAUUGGCCCAACAACUUCGACGACUUUGGCGCUGCCAUCAUUUUACUCUACGACGUCAUGAUCGUCAACAACUGGCAGGCCUUCAUCGACGCCUACAGCAGAUACACCACAGAGUGGUCCAAGAUCUACUUCGUGUGUUGGUGGCUCAUCUCGUCGGUCAUGUGGGUCAACUUGUUCGUGGCGCUCAUCUUAGAGAACUUCAUCUACAAGUGGGACCGCAGUCACAGCUGCUCUGUGAUGGAUGUGGAGAGGAUCAGAUAUGAAACCUCGGUUCAGCUCAUAUUCAGGGAGCAGAUCCAGGAGCCCACAGAGGAGGAGUUGGUGUGCCAGCUGCACCAGCAUCCACACUUACAGCUGCAGUGGUGACGGCGGCGCCCGGCCGCAGCGCGGGCAGGGUGACGCUCUGCCGCUAGUUCAUUUUUAAGUUCCUGUAAAAUAUUAAAUGCAAAACGUCUGCUGAGUCCAGCGGGAAUCCCUCUUCUGAGUAUUUCCAAGUCAAACCCCUGCAGUGAAGUCCCGUCCUGUUCUGAGGAACACCUGGUUCAUUUAAAUCAAACUGUGAAAUCACAAAAAGCUGCGGCCGCGCUCGCGUUCAAACUGAAGUGUGAGCAGCUGCAGCUUUUAAUUGGCCGACCGGAGCGCUGCUGAGCAGAGCUGAAACCACAAACCCAACGGCAGCGCGAGUCCAUCAGAUUUGCAUGCAGACAAACGGCCAAUCAAAUCCAAGAACACCGUCUCGUCAAAGCGGCGCCGUAGCCUCCAGGAGACGCGGGUCUCCGUUCACUGCAGACUGAAACCACCUGACAGAGUGGUGUUACGCAGCGCACACUUUCACCGCCAGCUUUACUUCAGACUGUUUGGUGUGAAAUCCUCGCAGACGCGCGCAGGCUCGGGUCAGAAAGGUCACUUUAGGGAAACACAAAGGUUUAAAAACCUGUUCGUUCAUCGAGUUCAGGGCGGAGCCAGAGGCUGACACCUUUCACAUGUAAGGAUGAUGACAUGUUAAAUCCAUCACAGAUCACUGCAGGUUCACAAGAACACGUCUUUUUACUCUUUCUGAGCCAAACGUUAGACGGAGACAUGUCUCCAUCACUGCGAGACGCCGAGCAGAUGGUAAUGACUUCUAGGCUGUGAGUCCAGCUGUGGAGAUGUCAGCCUUGUCUUCAGUGUCAUGGAGAAAUAGUGCCAACACCCGCGUCGCUGAGGAAGCGUGACUCUGUCCACGAUGACAGGAAGCCAUGUCCCCACGCGUGGACAGAAACAUCAGUGCUCAGGUUUUUGUAAAGGUCCAGGUGUCUUAGAUCUGUUCUAAGAAGGGAGACGUCUGCCAAACUGGAUAAACAGCACUGCAGGCUACGGGGAGCACGUUUAUUUCAAAUCCUCUAAAUCUGCACAUAGAGACACGAGCUGCAGGGACCGGCUCGUCCCACAGGUCCGUGUUUCCUGACUUUCUUAGAGAUGCAUGCGUCGUCUGUGGACACUCGCAGCCUGAAGCUUUCCUCACUUCCUGCUCUGACCUCGUCAUCAGCAGCGACAAACACAUCAGAGGAAAAUGUUGCAGAUCGGCUGGAGCUGAGUCGCCGCUGGGCGUCUGCCGCUCGGUUCAUUGACGUUUAACAUAGAAACGCUGCCGUGUGCACAGGAAGGACAUCACUCAUGGUUUCUGAUGCCCGAGCUGGAGCUGCAGCGUUGUUCUUUAGAGGUUUUUCCGCUUCGUUCGACUCGUCGGUGCCACGUUUGUGGGGUUUCCCGUCAUGUGAAGGACAAAUUGUCCAGAAACCAGGAAACACCUGAAAGCAGUGACCUGUCUGAGACUUUGUUUUGUCUGUCAGGAAAUAAAAAAGUUGUUUUUCUUGGAAUGACACCAGAUCUGAUCUCUGCUGUGUUUCUGGCCCGAGGCUGAGCGUAGCAGAGGUUUCCCUGAAACCUGACGUCAGACUUCCUGCUGAUGGUCAGCAGGACACACGCAGCACGCCGAGGAACACACGGCCGCGCCUGUUCAUGAUUUCUGCUGUAUGUGGCGUUCAGGGCGUGCCGAGGCUUUAGACGAGCGUGUUCUGAGAGUUUAGUGGUGCAGGGCUGCUACCUCCAAGGGUAAAAAGGGAAAAACUCACUUUUUGUAUGAAUGUCUCAAAAACAGAUUUGAAAUAAAUAUU